AAUCUGAAAAGCACCGGAACCAUAUAAAAAUGCCUCUUUCGCCGCCGACUUGGUCCUAAACAAGUAUACAACCACGCUUCCUUGAUUCAUUCUCCCUCCGUCAGAUCCAUGGCCGCUGCUCUCCCCACCCUGAAUCUCAGAACAGGACGCUGAGUUAGUACAGUACUAGACAGCCAGCCAUGGGGCUUCCUGGCGCCGCCGCGGCGGUCGGCACGGCGCCGGGGUUCUUGGGGAUGAAGAGCGGCAGCAGGUACGUGCGCAUGGACGACGUGCUCCAUCAGGAUCACGCCGGCGCCGGCGACGGAGGCGUCGGCGUUCGCGGCGGCGGCGGCGGCGGCGCGAGGAGAUACGUGCUCGCCUGCUCCGUCUUCGCGUCCCUCAACCACGUCCUCCUCGGCUACGACGUGGGCGUGAUGAGCGGCUGCAUCAUCUUCAUCCAGAAGGACCUGGGCAUAAACUCGGUGCAGCAGGAGAUCCUCGUGGGCUGCCUCAGCUUCAUCUCCCUCCUGGGCAGCCUGGCCGCCGGCCGGACCUCGGACGCCGUCGGCCGGAAGCGCACCAUCGGCCUCGCCGCCGCCGUGUUCCAGGCAGGGGCCCUCAUCAUGACUCUCGCCCCGUCCUUCUCCGUCCUCAUGGCCGGGCGUCUCCUCGCCGGCGUCGGCAUCGGGUUCGGGCUCAUGGUUGCCCCCGUCUACAUCUCCGAGAUCUCCCCAGCGAGUCAACGGGGGGCCAUGGCGUCCUUCCCGGAGAUCUUCAUCAGCCUCGGCAUCCUGCUGGGCUACGUCUCCAACCUCGCCUUCUCGGGGCUCCCGGCCCACCUCGGCUGGCGCGUCAUGCUCGCCGCCGGGAUCCUCCCGUCGCUCUCCGUCGCCUACGCUCUCGCCGUCAUCCCCGAGUCGCCGCGGUGGCUCGUGAUGCAGAGCAGAGCCCCCGAAGCUCUCGCGGUUCUGUUGAAGGUCACGGAGACGGAGGGGGAGGCCGAUGAGAGGCUGGCGGAGAUCGAGGAGGCGGCCGCCAUGGAUUCCGGCGGGGAGAAGGCGGCGGUGUGGAGGGAGCUCGCGCGGCCGUCGCCGGCGGUCCGGAGGAUGAUGGUGGUGGGCUUGGGCGUGAUGUUCUUCCAGCAGGCCACGGGGAUCGACGCGCUGGUGUACUACAGCCCUACCAUCUUCCGCGACGCCGGGAUCACCUCCGAGAGCGCGCUGCUCGCCGCCACGGUCGCCGUCGGGGUCUCCAAGACGGCGUUCAUCGUGUUCGCCAUCGCUCUGAUCGACCGCGUGGGAAGGAAGCCGCUGCUGUACAUUAGCACGGCCGGCAUCACGGCGUGCCUGGCCGCGCUCGCCGCCGCGCUCUCGGUGCCGUCAAUGGCGAGCGGCGGGGUGGGGAUCGCGGUGGCCAUCGUGACGGUGUGCGGCUUCGUGGCGUUCUUCUCGGUGGGGAUCGGGCCGGUGAACAUGGUGCUGAGCUCCGAGAUCUACCCGCUGCGGCUGCGCGCGCAAGCGGUGGCGCUCGGGCUCGCCGUCAACCGGCUCACCAGCGGCGCCGUCGCCAUGUCCUUCCUCUCCAUCUGCGGCGCCGUCUCCGUCGCCGGCGCCUUCGCCGCUUUCGCCGCCAUCUCGGCCCUCUCCGUGGCGUUUGUCCACUGGUUCGUGCCGGAGACGAGCGGGAAGACGCUGGAGCAGAUCGAGUCGCUCUUCGGCGGCGGUAAUGGCGGAGGCAGCGAGGUGGAGCUCGGGAUCGGCGACGAGGAGCAUCUGGUGCACGACGAGGGAUGAGAAUUUCCGCUUACCUCGGAGUCGCCCGGGCGUCCUUUGCAUCCAUGAUUUUUAGUAGCUUGGUAGAGGAGGAGGAGGACAUUGAUGCACAGUGAGAAGGGCAUCGCCGUGUCAGCUGAAUUUUGUAGAACAGAGAGUCCUGUCCUGUUUCAUUCACUGCUCCAGAGAAAUUACGUCAAGGUUUUACUUGCUGCUCUAACUGUUAAUUAUUCAGUGUGAUUACAAUUCCUGCACGAGGAGAAUGCUCAAGGCUGAACCAUCGGGGGUUACUCUUCCAACGAAGAAGGAGAAGCAACGAGAUUCUAAGCAAGUCAACGAAGCAAUUCAAUUCGGCGGGGUGAGAACUAAGAAGUCAACGCGAUUAAUUCGGCAAGAAGUGGAGUAAUUAACCAUCCGGGCCGUUACCGUAGCCGAGGAGCACGGAGUUGAGGGAGGCGAGGACGCCGCUGUUGCCCCAUGCUAGCUUCACCGUCCUCCUCCGAGAAGAAGAAGAUCCAAGGAAGGAAGAAGAGGACGAAACGCGAUUUGGUCUCGAAGGCGCCAGCCGUCCGGAGUUGGGGACCGCGUUUUCAAAUGGGACAUGUUCCGUAUGAGCCCCUUGAGUUCCAUGGUAUUUUUGUAAGUUUCACAGUGAGCCCCUUGAGUUAGAAAGUGGUAGAAUUUUAGUUUAUGCUUUGUCUCUUUAAGCUAGUCAUGCCUGUAUUUGAUUCACCUUGUGAUUUGGCUGGCUGUAGGUCAACCAAAGGAUCAGGGGGUCUGAGGGUUACUGUUUUAGUAGUUUUACAAUUUCUAUCUGUUGUGCAAGUGGGUGUGGAAUUUCUAUCUGCUGUAUUGUAGGGGAAUGCCUUGUCUCAGGUUGUACCUAGGCAAGGAGUUUCUCAUCUGGACUAGUCUGAUGCAUGUUAAGUUUUUUCAAGUGAUAGGAAGUAUAAGUUGUUUUGAAAA
This is a messenger RNA of Brachypodium distachyon (stiff brome), 2717 nucleotides long. Its product is annotated as probable polyol transporter 4. NCBI's taxonomy places the organism in Eukaryota, Viridiplantae, Streptophyta, Magnoliopsida, Poales, Poaceae. The record is from RefSeq and is a predicted model, not a curated record. Gene Ontology annotation, molecular function: myo-inositol:proton symporter activity. Gene Ontology annotation, biological process: transmembrane transport. Gene Ontology annotation, cellular component: membrane. Bases 180 to 1772 code for a protein of 530 amino acids. The transcript is spliced from 3 exons.